AUGCUGUGGAUAUUUCGCCACUUACCAGUCCUCCUUUUCCUCUCUAAUAUUGAGUAUGGAAAUGCUAAUAAUCAAUGCAGGACAGAGGUAAACAUUCAAGGUAUGGCUCUCAAGCGAUCCGUCUUUAAAAGGUGGUCGGUGGCGGCUCCACAUCUUUGCGAUGUGAAAUGUGGACAAGAGAUCACGUGCCAGAGCUAUAACUACAAUAGGAAAUACAAGAUAUGUGAACUAAAUAACCGCACCAAGGAGGCAAGACCGGAAAAUUUCCUCUCAGCACCUGCAUGGUUUUACAUCCGGCGGUUGAACGGCAGAGGUAAGUAGGCAGAGAUCAGAGUACGAUGUAUCUUUCUCAUAAGGAUUCUCAUCAGCAUUUACUUUUUUGUUGUUCCAGAGACAUAACAGAAAAAAUUUAUUCCGAAAACGUGAAGGAUAGAAAUUCUCCCUGCAAUUUUCUCACUCAUCUUAGCUUUUCUCCUAUUAAAGUUAACAUUGACUUAACUUACAACUGCACAUCAGCAAAAUCGCCUAAAACAUAUAUCAAAACAAAAAGCCAAACUUUUAUUGCAGCUCCUUUGGGUUCUAUUCCUGAUUUACCAGCGUUAUCUUGUCACGAAAUAAAGGCGAGUGAAGGAAAAGACACUAUCAGCGGCAAGUACUGGCUGGAUCCAACCGGCACUAGGAAGGCAGUAUUGAUUUACUGUGACAUGAUUAAAGAGGGUAAGCGGCAGUCUGUGAACAAGUAGCUGUAAGCGUUUUGUCGCAGUUUUGGUUUCUUCUUUUUCAUUUGAUUUCAGUAGGCCAGUUUCAAUUUCUUUUGUUUCUCUUCGGUUUGAACCACUGUUUCUCCCCUGCAUUUUAGAUAUGGAUGAAUGCAAAGGAGACAACCAUGACUGCGACCCGAAUGCAAACUGUACUAACACUUAUGGUUCCUAUGAUUGUGCGUGUAUGGAAGGGUACACUGGUGAUGGGCACUCAUGUGCGGGUAAAGUUACCUUUAUUGAUCAAGAUGAUGAAAGCGCUUGCUUCGUUGUUUCCUGUAUUUCUUCUGUUCUUUCUUGCAUGCUUUCGCUUGCUUGCUAAGUUUCUCUCUUCCUACCUUUCUUUAUUUUCACCUUUCCUUCCGUCUUUCUCUCCUCUAUUUUUUUUUUAUUUCUUGUUUUCUCUGAUUACACCGCUUUUAUUCCGUAGAUGUUUACGAGUGUAUAAGAAACCAUUCUUGUCAAAUAAAUAGCAGCUGCACAAACAUCAGGGGAUCACGAUUUUGCGCUUGUCAGGCUGAGGUAGUUACUGAUGGAAGAAACUGUACAGGUACUAUGUUUUUCUUUUUCUUUGGUUUAUGUGACUUAUGUUCACAUAGGAGUUUACCGAAAGCCCCCUGAUUGGUUGGAUUAGGAUGGAGGCUGGAGGGAGAAACCUCGUAGCUGUUCGCAGUCCAUAAAGUGCAGUAACAGUGUUGACGAAAAAUUGUCAUCAUAUCACGUAGUUUUCUUAUGAUGCCGUUUGUCUUAUUCAUUUUAGAAAGAGAUCGGACAAUGCUGUUUCCACAGUACUACAACUUUCCCGGAAAACGCUUAGUAAAUCAUGUCAUCCACAAAGCGAGGUUGAGGAACUUAGAUGACUGCGUACUUUUUUGCUACCUGAACGACAAUUGCGUCAGUCUAAACUUCAAGAAAUAUGCAGAGAAUGGGGGAAUAACUUACAUCUGUGAAGUAAAUAAUGCCACUUAUCUUGAAUAUGACCUCGAUCUGAUAACUGACGGGAAUUUUAAUUAUCACGGUUCGAAGGUGAGUGAUUACUUUUUGGUCUUCUUGGGAAAGCUAUAACAGGCUUGUUAUUCAAUCUCAUUGACUCGUUAUUUUUUGGUUUUGCAUUCUUACAUCUUUUCGCUAUAAGGUUCCGUCGCCUUCAUAUUUAAUCUUUCAUGCGUUAUUUUCAUCUUUCUUUCGUCAUUUUCUUUACCCUUUCAGUCAUUCAUUUGAUCUUGGUGUAAUUCUAUUUUCCUUUAGAGUGCCUGCGAUAAGAAUUUACCGUGCCAAAAUAAUGCAACUUGUCAGUCUGGUUUCACAUUAAAGAGAUAUCGAUGCUCAUGCCCUCUUGGAUUCGAGGGUGAACGCUGUGAAAAAGGUACGUUUCAGAAUCAUUUGGCAAAAAUUUCAAUAGCAUUUUUAUGUUAAUAUACACGACUGCCACUAUGGUGGUUAACGUAGCUUUGAAAUUUUCUUAAUUUUAUCAAGUGUUUUUUUGUUUUAAUUUUUGUUUUCCAUGUUUCUUUUGAGUGCAAUCUGCAUAGGCUGUAUGGCUAUCGGAAGAAAAAUGACAGACUGACUUUAGCGCCUUUAAUAAAAAAUAUCUUCUUCCUUCUUUAUCCCUCCUCCUCUCCUUCUUUCAGUUUGUAACAAGCAUCGACGAAUGCGCCUGAGCAACUCCUCGCAAAUGUCACGUGAAGCUACGUAUAAUAACAUUCGUCUGUACCUGCAAACCUGGAUUUAUCAGAGAUAGGCGAAAUUGGACAGACGCAGCCAACAGUCUCUUUUUUGUUUUUAUGCCCUUAUAACAAAGAUGGGGCUUUUGCUCGUCUUUCAGCCCAGUUCUGGCGGCAAAAGUGAAAAGUCGCCAAAUUUAUAGCAUUCUGGCGAUCUCCCUUUCUAUCAGUGUGAUGACGUUCGCCUUGGCAUUUUAUCGGCAGUAUCGCAAUAAUUUAUUCCUUUUCAUUUUUUCACUUUUAAAAUAUAUUUCUAACAUCUGUGAUUCCUUAGAUAUUGACGAAUGUAAAAGAAAUCUUUCCUCUUGCCACGUAAAUGCUGACUGCCUAAACACCAUUGGAUCGUAUGUUUGUCGUUGUCACACUGGAUACAUUGGGGACGGCACCACUUGCAAUGGUAAUUCAAUUGUCUUCUUCUACUUCUUCUCGAGUGUUAUGAAAAUAACCAAGAUCUUACAGUUGUGGCAUGCUGAGUUUAAAUCUGAUGAUAAAAAUAGCCAUAGAGUGACAAUUCACUCUUGCUUACUUCAAGGUAUUUUGUUAAAAAAAAAAAACACACACACACAAACAAAUAUUGGCUUCAGAUGGAUUCUCUUUUGUCACUUUCCUUUUUCGUAACCAUUGAAUAACAAUAAUAAGCCCUCCCCGAACUGCAGUUAAUUUUCACUUCUAGAGGAAAAGGAACAGCAGGAGAGAGGAGCAUGUCCUCUCUUGGAGAGAGUGGUUCAUAAACGUUUCUGAUCUGUUUUUACUGAGGCUAAUGGUGUAAAAGUGUUAAUUGUAAUUUUUUUUUUGUUUACCUUUCAGCUGAUGUGUGCCAAUUCUACACUGUUCUGGAAGAUUAUGACAGAGACGUUAAGAACGAAACCCUGUCUGGAUAUGUAAAAUGUGACGAUAAUCUGAACUCCGGUUGGUAUCGCUUCCUGAACAUUUCAGGAAUAACAAUGCCGACUACAUGUCCACCUCGUUACACUUGCGGUACAAUAUAUCCAGGUUGGUUGAUAGGCGAUCAUCCCACAGUGGAUGAGGGAGAAGUAAUAAGGACCGUCUGCUUCAGCAGGGGCUUAGGCCGGUGCUGUGAGAAAGAUUACUUCAUUACGGUGAAGAACUGCAGUUCCUUUUACGUCUACCUUUUAGGAGCUAUCCCAUGUCCGUAUCGUUACUGUUUCACGUACAACUAAAUAUUACAAAACUAUGGAUACAGUCAUUUUUGUCCAGGUUUGAUGGCAAGUAUCGUUUAGUACGAGCUUCACUAUUUAUCUACUGGGCUUCUAU
This is a messenger RNA of Pocillopora meandrina, 3757 nucleotides long. The record is from the annotation of a GenBank genome assembly. Lineage: Eukaryota; Metazoa; Cnidaria; Anthozoa; Scleractinia; Pocilloporidae.